AUGGCGCUCGUCAACGUUCGUCGUGAUGUCACCGAUGCCUUCUAUCGUUACAAGAUGGAAAGAAUUCAGACAAAGAUUGAAGGCAAAGGCAAUGGUAUCAAGACUGUCGUCGUCAAUCUGAGCAGCGUUGCUCAGUCUCUUGCCCGCCCUGGGUCAUAUGUCAUCAAGUACUUCGGAUUUGAGCUUGGCGCUCAAACCAAUAUUGACCCUCCGGAUGACCGCUGGAUCAUCAACGGUGCUCACGAGGCUUCUAAGCUUCAGGACCAUCUUGACGGCUUUAUCAACAAGUUUGUCCUCUGCAAGAAGUGCAAGAACCCUGAGACAGACGUUGUCAUCAAGGAUGGCCACAUCGUGCUUGACUGCAAGGCCUGUGGCCAACGCACCGACGUUGAUCUUCGUCUAAAACUUAGUGGCUUCAUUCUGAAGAACCAGCCUAGGAAAGGCGGCAAGAAAGACAAAGCUGAACGCAAGGCCGCUCGCAAGGCCAAGCAGCAAGCUCUGCAGAACGGCAACAAAGAGAACGGUCAGGGAAGCGGCGGUGAGAAUUCCGAGAACGGUUCCAACGGGAGUGGUGACAAGAUUGAAGACGAGGACGAUGCUGGUAGCGACGAUGAGUUCACUCGCAAGAUUAAUGCUGACGCCCAAGUUAUUGACGCCCCUGCUGUCGUCAGAGAUGACGACUGGGCUGUCGAUAUGUCCGAGAAGGCCGUCAAGGCCCGUCAGAGCCAGCUCCCCAGCGAGUUCCGUCAGAAACUCGUCCUCGGUGGUGCCGAGGAUGAUGACGAUGAAGGAGAGAGCGGUGGUCACACCGUCUACGACACCCUGGGUGACUGGAUCCAGGAGGAAGCCGCCAAGGCUGGUAGUAUUAACAAGGUUGAUGAUAUUCAAAUUUAUGUGAAAGCCAAGGAACUUGGAAUCGAGACCAAGCACAAGACUGUCUUGGUUUUGAUCCAGACUCUGUUUGAUGAGAACAUCCUCACUCAGAUUCCCAAGCGCGCUGCAAUGCUCAAACAGAUUAUAACGUCGGAGCGUCAUGAGAAGGCCCUGCUAGGCGGCCUCGAACGUUUCAUUGCCGCUCAGAGCAAGGAACACCCCGAGCUGCUAACCAGUGAUAAGAUUGUCAAGAUCCUUCACCAGUUCUACGACAAGGACCUCAUCGUCAGUGAGGACAUAAUCAAGAAGUGGGGAUCCAAGGCGAGCAAGAAAUACGUGGAUCUUUCUACUUCCAAGAAGAUCCGCCGCGCUGCCGAGCCCUUCAUCAAGUGGCUGGACGAGGCCGAAGAGGAUUCCGAUGAGGAGUAA
Molecule: messenger RNA, 1302 nt
Organism: Daldinia childiae
Lineage: Eukaryota; Fungi; Ascomycota; Sordariomycetes; Xylariales; Hypoxylaceae
Product: putative eukaryotic translation initiation factor 5
Exons: 2
Coding region: 1-1302 (433 amino acids)
Biological process (GO): formation of translation preinitiation complex; formation of cytoplasmic translation initiation complex; translational initiation
Cellular component (GO): cytosol
Molecular function (GO): GDP-dissociation inhibitor activity; eukaryotic initiation factor eIF2 binding; translation initiation factor activity
Source: RefSeq, a predicted model, not a curated record